Messenger RNA from Rotaria socialis, 615 nucleotides. NCBI's taxonomy places the organism in Eukaryota, Metazoa, Rotifera, Eurotatoria, Philodinida, Philodinidae. The record is from the annotation of a GenBank genome assembly.
AUGCGGCAUGGUUUAGUUGAUGAUCAUAUUCGAUACGAAUUUCAAUCUAUUUUAAAUGUUCUUACUCAUUUUUCAGUUUCACUUACACAAUUAGUAAGUGUACUUAUUAUAUUAGGUUUACAAAUAGCAUUAACUGUUACUCAAACGUGUGAAUAUCGUUUUGGUAUUGGCUUUUGGUCAUUUCCUUUCUUAAUUAUAUCUCCAUUUAGCAUUUGGUUAGUCAUUUGGCGACGAACUUCAAUGGCUUGUCUUAUUGCUAUUUUUAUUCAGUUUUGUUCAACUCUCUUUGCAACAGCCAUAAUUAUUGUUAGUUUUCUUGUUUUGAUUGGUCCCAUGGGAUUUACGUGUUCUAAGUCUUCAUUGAAUGAAUCUUAUGUAAUAUUAAAUAGUGCAUUAAUUGGCAUAAGUGGCUUCUUUAAAUUAUUUAAUUAUGGUGAACUUAUUUUACUUUAUAUGAUUAUUAGAAAUAAUGAUAAAAUAUUAGCAAGAUAUAUGAAAGAAGUUUUUGAACGAGAUCCUUCAGUUGUACCAGAUCCUUCUAAUAGCAAUGUAUGGCGUUCAUGGUCUGCAGUUUCUAGUGAAACUCGUAGUAACUCAGAUGUGUUUUUUGCUUAA